Molecule: messenger RNA, 1143 nt
Organism: Cutaneotrichosporon cavernicola
Lineage: Eukaryota; Fungi; Basidiomycota; Tremellomycetes; Trichosporonales; Trichosporonaceae
Exons: 7
Coding region: 1-1143 (380 amino acids)
Biological process (GO): G protein-coupled receptor signaling pathway
Cellular component (GO): heterotrimeric G-protein complex
Molecular function (GO): GTP binding; GTPase activity; G protein-coupled receptor binding
Source: RefSeq, a predicted model, not a curated record
AUGGGCGCUUGUGUCUCCAAGGCCAACUUGACAGAAGACGCACCGAGUGGUGCCACGUCUCGCGAGAUCGACAAGCAGCUCCGCGAGGUUAGCACCGGCCUGUUCUUGAGAUGGCGGCUGGCACGGGCUGAGCGCAAGCUUACGCAGCAGGAGGAGAAGCGUCUCCAGGGCGAGGUCAAGCUACUGCUCCUCGGCUCGGGUGCGUCGGGCAAGUCGACCGUUUUGAAGCAGAUGCGAUAUAUCCACGCCAGGUCGUUCGCCCCCGAUGAGAUCGAGGACUAUCGCAAAAUCGUCUUCGCCAACAUUGUCGACGGGAUGCGCAGCAUCAUCGACACGAUGGACGAGGAGGCGAUGCAGGUCGCGCACGAGAACCGGCCGUUCAUCUCCUUGGUUGACAACGAGUACCCGAUCAACACGGGCGAGGCUUUUCCCCUGCAUUACCUGCAUGGCCUCAAGAGACUGUGGGACGAUCCCGGGGUGCAGUCUUGCUAUGCACUCGCGUACGAGUUUGCGCUGCAGGAGAACAUGCCCUAUUUCUACGCCGACCUCGAUCGCCUGUUUGAUCGCGAAUACAAGCCGACAAACGAGGACAUUCUGCGCGUGCGUUCCAAGACGACCGGUAUCUCCGAAACGCGCUUCGAGAUCAGCAACCUCACCUUCCGCCUCUUCGAUGUUGGCGGGCAACGCUCCGAGCGGCGUAAAUGGGCGAGCUGUUUCGAAAAUGUCACGUCGAUCAUCUUCCUGGCCGCCCUCAGCGACUAUAACUCAUGCCUCAUCGAGGACCGCGACAGCAAUGGCAUGCACGAAGCACUUGCGCUGUGGGAGAGCAUCGUCAACUCGCAAUGGUUCAUCAAGAGCUCGAUGAUUCUCUUCCUUAACAAGGCCGACCUACUGGUAGAGAAGAUCAAGGACCCCAAGCAGCAGGUCUCUACAUGGUUCCCGGACUUCCCCGGCAAGCCGGGGUCGUACAACGACGCGGUCGAGUACUUUAAGAAGAAGUUCCGCAGUCUCAACCACAACAUAAACAAGGAGAUAUAUGUGCAUGUGACGACGGCCACGGAUCAGCAACAGCUCAAGGUCGUCAUGGCGGCGGUGACGGAUACGAUUGUGCGUAACUCGCUUCGCGACAUGGCGAUUCUGUAG